GCGCGCGGUCCGGGACGGACGGGGUCGUGGGGCACGCGGGGGACGCGGGGGACGCGGGGGACGGCGGGGGACAGCAGGGGGCUGCGGGGCCGCGUCCUGGCCGCCGAGGAGCUGCUUCCCGUAACAGAGCCGAGAAGAGAGGCGUCUGGAGCUGCAGCAUGGACCAGCGAGAGCCCCCGCGUCCCGCUCCUGCAGAAAAUGAAAUGAAAUAUGAUACCAAUAAUAAUGAAGAGGAAGAGGGAGAACAGUUUGAUUUUGACAGUGGAGAUGAAAUCCCAGAAGCGGACAGACAGGCCCCCUCAGCCCCUGAGACAGGAGGUGCUGGAGCCAGUGAAGCCCCUGUACCCACAGGAGGUGAGGAUGGAGCCGGAGCAGAAACCACCCCAGCGGUAGAGCCCGCUAAGCUGGUGCUCCCGAUGAAAGUCAACCCAUAUUCUGUCAUCGACAUCACGCCGUUCCAGGAGGACCAGCCGCCUGCCCCUGCGCCCAGCACUGAGGAGGAGAGUGUGGGUCUCCAUGUGCCCUGCGGGUACUCGGUGCCUGUGCCCUGCGGCUAUGCGGUGCCCUCCAACCUGCCCCUCCUGCUGCCCGCCUACUCCAGCCCAGUCAUCAUCCGCGCCACGUCCCUGGAUGAAGAAGAAACAGCGGAAGUCAUGGAAGAUCGCCAGCCCAAUUCUCUGAGUUCCGAGGAGCCUCCAAACAGUGAAGAUCAAGUCAGUCGAGAGGACAGCGCACUGGCUCGCUGGGCCGCAGACCCGGCCAACACAGCCUGGAUGGAGAAUCCAGAAGAAGCAGUUUAUGAUGACGUUCCAAGGGAAAACUCGGACUCUGAACCAGAUGAAAUGAUUUAUGAUGAUGUUGAGAAUGGGGAUGAAGGUGGAAACAGCUCUUUGGAAUACGGAUGGAGUUCGAGUGAAUUUGAAAGUUACGAAGAGCAGAGUGACUCGGAGUGCAAGAAUGGGAUUCCCAGGUCCUUCCUGCGCAGCAACCACAAAAAGCAACUUUCUCAUGACCUAACCCGUUUAAAGGAGCACUAUGAGAAAAAGAUGAGAGAGUUGAUGGCAAGCACGGUGGGCGCGGUGGAGAUUCAGCAGCUCAGGCAGAAGCAUGAACUGAAGAUGCAGAAGCUCGUGAAGGCUGCGAAGGACGGCACCAAGGACGGGCUGGAGAGGACCAGGGCGGCUGUGAAGAGGGGCCGCUCCUUCAUCAGGACCAAGUCUCUCAUUGCACAGGAUCACAGAACUUCUCUUGAGGAAGAGCAGAAUCUGUUCAUUGAUGUUGACUGCAAGCACCCGGAAGCCAUCUUGACCCCGAUGCCCGAGGGUUUAUCUCAGCAGCAGGUUGUAAGAAGAUAUAUACUGGGUUCAGUUGUCGACAGUGAAAAGAACUACGUAGAUGCUCUUAAGAGGAUUUUGGAGCAAUAUGAGAAGCCGCUGUCUGAGAUGGAGCCAAAGUUUCUGAGCGAGAGGAAGCUGAAGACAGUGUUCUACCGAGUCAAAGAGAUCCUGCAGUGCCACUCGCUGUUUCAGAUCGCCCUGGCCAGCCGCGUUUCCGAGUGGGACUCUGUGGAAAUGAUCGGCGAUGUCUUCGUGGCUUCGUUUUCUAAGUCCAUGGUGCUGGAUGCAUACAGUGAAUAUGUGAACAAUUUCAGCACAGCCGUGGCCGUCCUCAAGAAAACAUGUGCCACAAAGCCCGCUUUUCUUGAAUUUUUAAAGCAGGAACAGGAGGCCAGUCCUGACCGAACCACGCUCUAUAGCCUGAUGAUGAAGCCCAUCCAGAGGUUCCCACAGUUCAUCCUCCUGCUCCAGGACAUGCUGAAGAACACUUCCAAAGGCCACCCCGACAGGCUGCCUCUUCAGAUGGCCCUGACAGAGCUCGAAACACUGGCAGAGAAGUUAAAUGAAAGAAAGAGAGAUGCUGAUCAACGCUGUGAAGUUAAGCAAAUAGCCAAAGCCAUAAACGAAAGAUACCUGAACAAGCUUCUCAGCAGUGGAAGCCGAUACCUCAUUCGAUCUGAUGAUAUGAUAGAAACAGUUUACAACGACAGAGGAGAGAUUGUUAAAACCAAAGAACGCCGAGUCUUCAUGUUAAAUGAUGUGUUAAUGUGUGCCACCGUCAGCUCACGCACCUCUCAUGACAGCCGUGUGAUGAGCAGCCAGAGGUACUUGCUAAAGUGGAGCGUUCCGCUGGGACACGUGGACGCCAUCGAGUAUGGCAGCAGCCCAGGCGCGGGCGAGCACAGCAGGCACCUUGCCGUUCACCCGCCUGAGAGCCUGGCCGUGGUUGCGAACGCGAAGCCAAACAAAGUUUACAUGGGACCAGGACAACUGUAUCAAGAUUUACAAAACUUGUUGCAUGACUUAAAUGUAAUUGGUCAAAUCACUCAACUGAUAGGAAACCUUAAAGGAAACUAUCAGAACUUAAACCAGUCAGUAGCCCAUGACUGGACAUCAGGUUUACAAAGGCUUAUUUUGAAGAAAGAAGAUGAAAUCAGAGCUGCGGACUGCUGCAGAAUUCAGUUACAGCUCCCGGGGAAGCAGGACAAAUCUGGGCGACCGACAUUCUUUACAGCUGUGUUCAAUACGUUCACCCCUGCCAUCAAGGAGUCCUGGGUCAACAGCUUACAGAUGGCCAAGCUUGCCCUGGAAGAGGAGAACCACAUGGGCUGGUUCUGUGUGGAAGAUGAUGGGAAUCACAUUAAAAAGGAGAAGCAUCCUCUCCUUGUCGGACAUAUGCCCGUGAUGGUGGCCAAGCAGCAGGAGUUCAAGAUUGAAUGUGCUGCUUAUAAUCCUGAACCUUACCUAAACAAUGAAAGCCAGCCAGAUUCAUUUUCCACGGCACAUGGUUUCCUGUGGAUCGGAAGUUGCACCCAUCAAAUGGGUCAGAUCGCCAUCGUCUCAUUUCAAAAUUCCACCCCCAAAGUCAUCGAGUGCUUCAAUGUGGAGUCUCGCAUCCUCUGCAUGCUGUACAUUCCCAUUGAGGAGAAGCGCAGAGAGCCCGGGGCACCCCUGGACCCCGAGACCUCCGCCAUGAGAGCUUCUGAGGUCCCCACGAUCUGUGUAGGGACGGAGGAGGGAAGCAUUUCCAUUUAUAAAAGCAGUCAAGGCUCCAAGAAAGUGAGACUUCAGCACUUUUUCACUCCCGAGAAGUCCACAGUCAUGAGCCUGGCUUGCACGUCUCAGAGCCUGUACGCUGGCCUGGUCAACGGGGCGGUCGCCAGCUACGCCAGGGCCCCAGAUGGAUCCUGGGAUUCAGAACCUCAAAAAGUGAUAAAGUUAGGCGUCCUGCCAGUUAGAAGUCUACUCAUGAUGGAAGACACGUUGUGGGCGGCUUCUGGAGGUCAAGUCUUCAUCAUCAGUGUGGAGACUCAUGCUAUAGAGGGCCAGCUGGAGGCCCACCAGGAGGAAGGCAUGCUGAUCGCCCACAUGGCCGUGGCCGGCGUCGGGAUCUGGAUUGCCUUCACCUCGGGGUCCACACUCCGCCUUUUUCACACGGAAACUCUCAAGCACCUGCAGGACAUCAACAUCGCCACCCCUGUUCACAACAUGCUGCCAGGGCACCAGCGGCUGUCGGUGACGAGCCUGCUCGUCUGCCACGGAUUGCUGAUGGUCGGCACCAGCCUGGGAGUCCUCGUGGCCCUGCCAGUCCCACGUCUGCAAGGGAUUCCCAAAGUGACCGGAAGGGGCAUGGUCUCCUACCAUGCACACAACGGUCCUGUCAAAUUCAUCAUCCUGGCCACGGCUCUGCACGAGAAAGACAAGGACAAACCCGGGGACAGCCUGGCUCCCGGCCCCGAGCCCCAGGACGAAGACCAGAAGGAUGCACUUCCCAGUGAAGGAACCGGUUCGUCCCUGAGCCAGGGUGACCCUGACACAGCCAUCUGGUUGGGAGAUUCGUUGGGAUCGAUGACUCAGAAAAGCGACAUGUCCUCCUCGUCUGGGUCCCUGAGCUUGUCUCACGGCUCCAGCUCUCUAGAGCACAGGUCAGAGGACAGCACCAUCUAUGACCUCCUGAAGGAUCCUGUCUCGCUGAGAAGCAAAGCACGCCGGGCCAAGAAAGCCAAGGCCAGCUCGGCGCUGGUGGUCUGUGGAGGGCAGGGCCACCGGCGGGUGCACAGGAAGGCCCGGCAGGCCCACCAGGAGGAGCCGGCGCCGUCCGUCAUGGUCUGGCAGAUCCCUCUGCUGAAUAUAUAAGCAGGACGGCCGCCUCCUGCUGUCAGAAUUUGCAAUCAAGGGUGACUUCUCAGCUAAUCCUACAGCCUGAGUGAUUAAGCUGUGUCUACACUGGUUGGGAAUAAAUUAAAAACAGUAUUUGGGGGAGAAACGUGCAAUAUCGUCAUGAUGGCGUUCCUGCCAAUUCCUUCCUUCUCUUCCGUACAGCAGAAGUAAUUACAAGCACUUCUAAUGAAGGCAGAAGAUUGAUGCAAUUUUCGAGUAAUUGAGUGCAGUUCUGGGAAAAUACCACAUUCUUUUUGACUGCUGUAGUCCAUAUAUAAAUACUAAAUGUUAAACUUCAUCAGUGCCAGACCUGUCAUAUCAUAUUACAGAAUUCGCAGACUAAGAAUUUAUGAGAAAAUAUGUGUAUUCAGUAGUGCAGGCAUUUAUUAACAAUUCUUAAAAUAAUUUUACCUGAUUCAGAUUCACGACUUUUAUUUAUAUUCUCUAUUUUUGAAUUUCAGAAUACAAUUUGUUAACAAUUUUAAAAGCCAGGUAACACCUACCAGUCCAGUUGGCAUGGUUUGCCUUCAGAAGUGAGCUGGGUUUCCAAAGUGGUAUAAUACGUGUACUGUAUAUUUUAACAAAGUAAUAUUGUUAUAUUGCAUUUUUCUAUUAAAAAAAUUAACAGUUAAUGUUUCAGUCAAUAUAUUAUCUGUAGCAUUUCACAAAUAAUGUGUGCUUUGAACCAAAAUGCUCAACAUUUGGACUCAAGCAUCAACACCAAAUUAUUCCUCCCUUCUCGUUUCAAUAGGGUGACUAUCCACAUGAGAAAUGUGUGUGCUUUAGUGUUAGAGGAGACAGGCAGAGAAGUCUUGCUUAGUUCCUUGGUGCGACUUCUUGCCCCUUUGACCUGGAACGCUGUGUCUGCUUUAGCACGCACGCUCCAAAUGACUCCUGGUGCUAGGCCGUGUUGGCUGCUGUCGCUGAGCGGGACUCAGGCCAAGAAGUGUGACCUCGGGCCAGCCUAUCUGUUGUGCGGACGCCUCCUCUGCAGAACGCAUCAGUUUCUAUUCCGCAGUCGCAGAGCCAAUCCCGCAUGACAAGGUGCAUAAUGAGUGCACACCAUCCUGUCAAGGUGCAUACUUAGUGAGCUCCAUCCUGCUCAACAUGUAUUUCAAUGUUUCACUUACUGGACGGAUAACAAGAAAAAAAUCCUAACCCAGGCAGUCACCAGAAAUAAAUGUCUCAGCACUUUACAGAUGACUAAAAAUGUUAAUUUUAUGACUUAGCCAAAUAUUUUCUAGGUUGCAUAUAUCCCCCAUGUGAAAGUGAUUUCUUCCCAAGCUUCUCAAACUGUUAGCUGCUGUCUGACUUCAUAAAUAAAGUAUUUUUAUUUU
Molecule: messenger RNA, 5554 nt
Organism: Piliocolobus tephrosceles (Ugandan red Colobus)
Lineage: Eukaryota; Metazoa; Chordata; Mammalia; Primates; Cercopithecidae
Gene: ARHGEF10
Product: Rho guanine nucleotide exchange factor 10
Exons: 29
Coding region: 159-4193 (1344 amino acids)
Biological process (GO): positive regulation of stress fiber assembly; actin cytoskeleton organization; mitotic spindle assembly
Cellular component (GO): centrosome
Molecular function (GO): guanyl-nucleotide exchange factor activity; protein binding
Source: RefSeq, a predicted model, not a curated record